UCAUAGUUGAUUCUGUCAAACGAAAAUAGAUAUUUUUUCUAAAAUCUUGGUACAUUAUUUUCAUUAAGUAGUUGGAACACAUCACAAAAAUUAACCUUUAAUUGAUGUCAUAAUGGUGUUUGUCACAAUGUGUAAAUAAUAAUGUUGUUGACCGCUGUUUUGUGUUACUUGGCAACAACCAAACAUCGGAACUGUUUUGAAGCUAUAAAAACACAUUGAGGAAAACAAAUGGGUUUCACAUUGCUAAAGACCUUCGAUUUAUGAAGCAACUAUUCGGCAACAUUUUAGUCCUGCAAGGAAUGCGUUGAGUUCUUUCAAUAUAGCUUUGCGACAUCCAUGGUGUAGCAGAAGAUGGCACAAGGCUAUGCAACACUUAUCAAGGAAGCCACUCUGCUCCUGGACAAGUUCAAUGCAGACAAACAGUGUGUGGAGGAAUUUACAGAGGAUGCUUCAAAGGCCAUCGAGAACCUGGAUGCCUUGGAUAAGAAGUUUAUACUGGAUAUCGUUUCUGGAUGCAUUGAGCAAAAAAAGUUAUUGGAUGUUGUCAUCAACGUCUUUUAUGCUCAGAGUGGGAAAUGCUUACUGAAGGCUGAUCGUAACCAGUUAGCCAUAAUAUGUUACUUCAGCAUGUUCCUCAUUGAUGACCUUGGACUGGAGUGCUUCAGCAAGAUUGUCAACUCUUUGGACAUAAAAAAGAUGCACAAAUUCCUGAGUUUCUUCUUCAACAUCACAAACCUCAGUACCUGGAUCCAGGGGGAGUGGAGUCAGAUCUAUGAUGCUGCCUAUGUGGAGAGGAACUGGAUUGCCCCGCUGCUAAGGUGGCACCCUGAGAUUGAUAUUCUGAUGGCUCAGCUUGCAUCCAGAAUGUCUAGAGGGAGUCAGUUUAAAAAAUCCACCAAGAAGAACACUGAGCCCCACGAAUUUUCACUUACCAAACCCAAAGCUCGCCCCCUCCCUGCACCUGAGCCCAUCCCCCUGCAGGAGAAACACCAGCUGGUACCAACCAGCACCUACAGAGUUCCAAAAGAGAAGCAGGUCAUGGAGGAGGUCAAACAGAGGAACCGUCAGAAGGCAGUGCAAGUUCUGUAUGAGGCCAACACUCAACAGUUCAAGUGUGCAAACCCACAAAAGUCUGAGCGCACCAAGAGUGUCAUGUCCCAGAUUGUACGAAGCCAUGAUGCCCAGCUCAAGUUUGAUUCACUCCACACCUCUGGAAGCCCAGCCACCCAUAAGCUUAACAACCUGCCCAUCAGGCUCAACACCACGGCCAUCCUGCGGGAGGGGGCUCUGUAUAACCGUCAGGUGGAGGAGGAUCUACGCAGGAUGGAGCAACUUGUGGAGGGGGCGGGCGAGCCCUCCUCGUUCCUGCAGUGGCAGAAGGAGAUGCGGGAGCGUGAUCUCCAGGAAGAGCUGGCCCAGGUGGAGCGUCGCCGUCUGGAGGGUCGCAUCAGCUACGAGGAGGCUGCUCUCGCCCGCACCCGCAUCAUGGAGCGCAACCAGAAGACUGCACUGCUAAAGAAGGAAGAGACUGCCAAGCUGAUGCAAAGAUACGCAAACAAGCGGUUGCAGGAGGAGAAAGAGAUGAGAGACCUGGUGCAACAGGUAGCAGAUGGACACAAAAACUCAAAAGCAGCUAAAGUGAAGUUGCAGGAGUUCAAACAGCGAAUAGUAAAGGAAGUGUCGGAGCAGAGUGGGGAACUCCUUCGUCAGGCCCUGGAGGAAGCACAGGCAGAGCUGAGCAGGAAGUUUGAGAUUAUCUGUCAGAUCCGGGCCAUUGAGUCUGUCCCCCUCAUCAGGCACAAGUUUGUGGAUGAAACAGAGACAGCAGGACAUGAACUGCUUGGGGAGAUGUCCCUGGCUGAGCUGCGGGAGCGUCUGGCCAUGCUGAGGAAUGCAGAGCAGAGAGAGCAUCAGUACAGGAGGGGGCGCAUUCUGGAGGACAAGAAAAGCAGGGAGCAGCUUUUGCUGGAGCAGCUGGACACCAUCGCCCUCCACAGGACAGCCCUGGGACAGGCUGCUGCACGCAGGCAGGAGGAGAAGAGAGCAAGGCGGGAGCUGCAGCAGGGAGUAGCCGAGGAUGAGAGGGUGGUGGCUUUGCAGAGAAGGCUGGAGGAGAGGCAGCAGGAGCGCCAGAGGCUGAAGCAGGGUGAGAAAACCAAAGCCAAGAUUACUGAGCAAUCUGCCACUCAUGCCCUCAAGAGCUGGAAUCACAGGAAGCAAAAAUGGAGGAACAACACUGGGCAGAUUUGGAGCAAAGAUUGGAGUGUCAGGUCCAGCAGGAAGCUCCUAACACUCUCUCCCAGAAGAAAAAUACUCAAGGUCUAGACAUCAGCCUCUGAAUGUCAUUCUCCUAGCAUAAGGACCAUAUUGCAUGUUUGCUUCAAGUCUUUGAGAAGCCCUAAUUUCAUAUAACAAGUACAACAUGCAUUUUGUAUUUACUUUUGUUAAGGCUACUAUUGCUACUAUUAUCAAGAGGAUGUCAGCAUGUAAAGUUGAAAAAAAUAUAUAUGUUGUUGUGCUCUUAUGCCACUGUACAAUUUAAAGUGAACCCAAAUCUUUGAACUAUGUGUUUUAUUUCCUUACGUUUGAUUUGAUUUAGUUACAUUGGAAUGUAACUUGUAUGUUCAAGAAUACCCAUGCAUGGGUGAAAAUGGGCGCAUUCGAAAUAGCAGCGAGUAGAGAGAGACUGACUGAUCGACAAAUCACUCUGAAAGUUAUUUGAAGAUCAGUCAGUCAGAAAUUACCCAUGAUACAUCAUUCCCGGUUUUGAUGCUCUUGAACGCGGUCAUGUCUAAUUACGACGCAAAAUUUACAUACCCAUUCGACUCGCGUUUGGGAGAAUUUUUGCAUUUUAGUUUACUCUAAUUAUUUCAACCUGCUAACGUUACGUUAAUUAUCCUAACAUGCUAUGAAAAGUCACUGCUGACAGUGAGCUACUCACAUAUGCACAGCAGCGACACUACUGCAGUUCAUCCAGGUUUGAACCCGAAAGUAUCUUGUCAGAAAGGCUGAGCAAGAUAGAAUAGAGAUCCCUGAUACCAGAUGCUCCAACAAUACAAAUGAAGGCACAGCAGACAGCAGCAACACGUCACACCUUGAGACCAUAGAGGUGCUGGAG
This is a messenger RNA of Oncorhynchus tshawytscha (Chinook salmon), 3118 nucleotides long. It is a transcript of the gene cfap99, whose product is annotated as cilia and flagella associated protein 99. Bases 352 to 2325 code for a protein of 657 amino acids. The record is from RefSeq and is a predicted model, not a curated record. NCBI's taxonomy places the organism in Eukaryota, Metazoa, Chordata, Actinopteri, Salmoniformes, Salmonidae. The transcript is spliced from 17 exons.